ACGCUUUUCCAAUUGCCUUGGCCUUCUACAUUUUUUGGUUAUUGUUUAGUGCUUCGGUCAGUGAGUGCGUGUGCGCAGAAGUGUGACUGUGCGUGGACUGCCAAGAAAAGGGGGGAAGAGAGUACAUUUAUGCAGUGUUGAAACCCACAAAGUGUUUGAUUAAUUGACCCAGAGAAGCUAGAAUCAAAAUGGGUGCUCGGGAUUUUCUUGAAGAAGCUGGACCUAGUAGCUUUAAUGAGAAAUUUUCUAAUGGUUCCUUCAGAAUGGAUAUUGACGAUGACAUGGACUUUGAUUGUUCUGAUUCGGACGAUGAGCUUGACAGCUCCCUCCAAGAUUUGGACGAGGGUUUUCUAAAGAGUUUCUGCAAGAAAGCCUCAACUGCGUUUUUUGACCAAUAUGGAUUAAUUAGUCAUCAAAUUAAUUCAUACAAUGAUUUCGUUAGAAACGGAAUUCAAAAAGUGUUCGAUUCUAUUGGGGAGAUCCUAAUCGAGCCUGGAUAUGAUCCAUCAAAGAAGGGGGAUGGUGAUUGGAGGCGCGCAUCUCUGAAGUUUGGGAAGGUCACCCUUGAGAAACCAAAAUUUUGGACUGGUGAAAAGUUUUCAUCUGUUGACGGUGCUAAGGAGUAUUUGAAUCUUUUACCCCGUCAUGCUCGUCUUCAGAACAUGACUUACUCAUCUAGGAUCAAAGUUGAGACUCAUCUUGAGGUGUUCACCGAAAGUCUCUCCAGAAGUGACAAGUUCAAAACUGGUGUGGAAAAAUUUAUUGAGAAGACAUUACUGCAUGAGUAUCAUACUGAUGUUAACUUUGGGAGACUCCCAGUUAUGGUGAAGUCGGAUUUAUGUUGGAUGAGUGAACUUGAAGAAAGGGAUUGUGAAUUCGAACAAGGAGGAUAUUUCGUGAUUAAGGGGGCUGAGAAGACAUUCAUUGCACAGGAGCAAAUAUGCCUUAAGAGACUGUGGGUGGCCAAAAGUCCUGCUUGGACCAUUUCAUAUCGGCCAGUUUCUAAACGAAAAAGAAUUUUCGUAAAGCUAGUUCCAAAAGUAGAGCACAUAACAGGAGGAGAAAAGAUUCUCACGGUCUAUUUUUACGUUACAGAAAUUCCUAUUUGGCUUUUGUUCUUUGCUUUGGGUGUUCCAAAUGACAGAGAGGUGGUAAAGAUGAUUGAUCUUGAUGUAGAAGAUUCAGCCAUCUCUAACAUACUUAUUGCAUCAAUUUAUGAUGCUGACAGGAAGUAUGAGGGUUUCCGUAAGGGAGGAAAUGCACAAAAAUUUAUCAAGGAACUCAUGCAGGGUUGUAGAUUCCCACCUACAGAGUCAGUGGAAGAAUGUAUCACAAACUACCUCUUUCCCCAUCUCAAAAGCCCAGAGCAGAAGGCUUGUUUUCUUGCUUAUAUGGUCAAAUGUCUCUUGGAAGCUUAUAGAGGGCGCCGCAAAGUUGAUAACAGAGAUGAUCUUAGGAACAAGAGGUUGGAGUUGGCCGGUGAGCUACUUGAGCGCGAGCUAAAAGUUCAUAUCAAACAUGCAGAGAGGCGAAUGGUUAAAGCUAUACAGAGAGACCUUUAUAAUGACCGAGAGGUGCAGUCUAUUGACCAUUACUUGGAUGCCUCAAUCAUCACAAAUGGUCUUUCAAGAGCUUUCUCAACUGGGGCUUGGUCGCACCCUUACAAGAGGAUGGAAAGAAUUUCUGGUAUAGUGGCUACUAUUAGGCGAACUAAUCCACUGCAGGCAACAGCUGAUAUGAGGAAAACUCGCCAGCAAGUCUCAUACACGGGCAGGGUUGGUGACGCUAGAUACCCACACCCAUCUCAUUGGGGUAAGAUUUGCUUCCUCUCGACGCCGGACGGAGAAAAUUGUGGACUGGUUAAGAAUCUGGCCAGCAUGGGUCUUGUUAGUACUGAUAUCUUGAAUCGGGAAUCUCUUCUUCAAAAAUUUUAUGAAUGUGGAAUGGAAAUGUUGGUUGAUGAUGCUUCAGCUCUGCUCAAUGGGAAGCAUAAAAUUUUUCUUGAUGGAGAUUGGGUUGGAAUCUGUAAAGAUUCCUCAUCGUUUGUUGCAAGGGUUAGACGCAAACGCCGCAAGACGGAAGUGCCACAUCAGAUUGAAAUUAAAAGAGACAAGCAUCAUGGAGAAGUUCGUAUUUUCGCUGAUGCUGGAAGAAUACUCCGUCCUCUCUUAAUUGUUCAAAAUUUGAGGAAAAUCAAAGAUUUGAAAGGAGAUUUUUCAUUUCAGUCACUUCUGGAUAGUAGCAUAAUAGAGUUAAUAGGUCCUGAAGAGGAAGAAGAUUGCCAAACUGCAUGGGGAGUAAGAUACCUUUUCACAGCUGAAUUAGAGAAUCCACCAAUCAAAUACACACACUGUGAACUUGAUAGUUCUUUUUUAUUAGGACUAAGUUGUGGAAUCAUCCCCUUUGCAAAUCAUGAUCAUGCAAGGAGAGUUCUGUAUCAGUCUGAGAAGCACUCUCAGCAGGCUAUUGGGUUCUCAACCACAAAUUCAAGCAUUAGAGUAGAUACAAACUCUCAUCAAUUGUACUACCCCCAGCGGCCACUUUUUAGAACCAUGCUUUCAGAUUGCCUUGGGAGAUCAAAAUAUGAUCACCAUAAGGGCAUGCUGCCACGACCUGAGUUUUUCAAUGGCCAGUGUGCUAUCGUGGCUGUCAAUGUCCAUCUCGGCUACAACCAAGAAGACUCCUUGGUAAUGAAUCGUGCUUCCUUGGAGCGUGGUAUGUUUCGCUCUGAACACGUCCGGAGUUACAAAGCUGAGGUUGAAAAUUCAGAAGCAGCUGGGAAAAAGGCGAAGACUGAUGACUUGGUUAGCUUUGGAAAGAUGCAAAGCAAGAUUGGACGUGUUGAUAGCCUUGACGAUGAUGGCUUUCCAUACAUUGGUGCGAAUCUCCAAACUGGUGACAUAGUCAUUGGAAAGCAUGCUGCAUCCGGGGUCGAUCAUAGCAUCAAGCUCAAGCACACUGAGAAGGGCAUGGUUCAGAAGGUUGUCCUUUCCGCUAAUGAUGAGGGGAAGAACUUUGCUGUUGUAUCAUUGAGACAGGUUCGUUCUCCAUGUCUUGGGGACAAGUUUUCUAGCAUGCAUGGGCAGAAGGGUGUGCUGGGGUUCCUGGAGUCCCAGGAAAACUUCCCUUUCACUAAACAAGGAAUAGUUCCUGACAUUGUGAUAAACCCUCAUGCAUUUCCUUCUAGGCAAACGCCCGGUCAGCUCUUGGAGGCUGCGUUGGCCAAAGGGAUUGCACUCGGGGGCGGUCUAAAAUAUGCCACCCCGUUUACCUCCCCAUCAGUUGAAGAUAUAACAGCGCAGCUUCACAGGCUUGGAUUUUCGAGAUGGGGGGAUGAGAGAGUUUACGAUGGGCGAACUGGUGAAAAGGUCCAGUCCCUUAUCUUUAUGGGACCGACAUUCUACCAGCGGCUCACACAUAUGGCCGAAGACAAAGUGAAAUUCAGGAAUACCGGGCCAGUUCACCCUCUUACUCGUCAGCCUGUGGCCGACAGGAAACGUUUCGGUGGAAUCAAGUUUGGCGAGAUGGAGCGAGAUUGCCUCAUAGCUCACGGUGCAGCAGCCAACCUACACGAACGUCUCUUCACCCUUAGUGAUUCAUCCCAAAUGCAUAUAUGCAGGAAAUGCAAGAACAUGGCCAAUGUAAUCCAGCGACCGGUGUUUGGUGGUCGGAAGAUACGUGGGCCUUAUUGCCGUUUCUGUGAGUCUGUGGAAGAUGUGGUGAGGGUGAACGUGCCUUACGGGGCUAAGUUACUGUGUCAGGAGCUAUUCAGCAUGGGGAUAUCUCUCAAGUUUGAUACUGAGCUAUGUUGAGAUGCUCUCGAUAAGGGUGAAUGUUGCUGAUUCAUUGUUUCUCCAGCAUAGAUGUCCGAAUUACAGCUACCUAGGUGUGUGUAUAUAGGAUGCAACUUGACUUCCCAACUUUCUAACUUUGCAUGUAUUUCUUUCUGGGAUGUCUUUACAUCAUCUCAAACGGCUGCCCCUCAUCUCUUUUGAACAUAUUCCCCAUGACAUGGUUCUGUCCGAAGGCUGUAAGCCAAGAGAUGUAGCAAAUUUGUGUGUUGUUUUAAAUCAAGGGAAGUUUGUAAUUUUUCUUAA
This is a messenger RNA of Sesamum indicum (sesame), 4097 nucleotides long. RefSeq names its product nuclear RNA polymerase D2A (gene NRPD2A). Gene Ontology annotation, molecular function: DNA binding; ribonucleoside binding; DNA-directed RNA polymerase activity. Gene Ontology annotation, biological process: DNA-templated transcription. NCBI's taxonomy places the organism in Eukaryota, Viridiplantae, Streptophyta, Magnoliopsida, Lamiales, Pedaliaceae. The record is from RefSeq and is a predicted model, not a curated record.